Messenger RNA from Ipomoea nil (Japanese morning glory), 1789 nucleotides. Its product is annotated as myb-related protein 308-like. The coding region runs from base 590 to 1546 and encodes 318 amino acids. The transcript has 4 exons. Lineage: Eukaryota; Viridiplantae; Streptophyta; Magnoliopsida; Solanales; Convolvulaceae. The record is from RefSeq and is a predicted model, not a curated record.
AAACAUCUAGAGUUUGAACAAUUUAGAGUUAUUUCGCUCAAUGUCGUUUUGAGUGAAAUAACUCAUUUAGAAAAGAAGGGAACAAUAACUAAUCGGCUGACUAGGCGACCUAGGCGCUACGCCAGUGCCUAGCGCCUAGGCGGAAUUUUUGCAACACUUGUUACUAUUGAAUGUCAUAGUGGGAACUCUCUCAACUGUUGUUGCUCCAUUCACAAAAGGCUUGAAACCAACACAUUGCUCAAAAGGACCGAGUUCUUUCCAUUCUAACUGCAGGUUGUUGGUAAAUUGUAUGUUAUUAUUAGUAUGCACAAAUUGUCAUUUGAAGGGAGUAUAGUCAAGGAAAUAAUCUUUGAAAAACUAUAAUAUAAGAUGCUGUGGAUGCAAUUCUCCAUGGGUAUUGAAUUACUUAGAGUCUUCACAUAGGCUGUAUAGUCCCCCACAGAGACACUAUAUAGACAUCAUAUCAUGGCAAUAAAUGUGUAACCGGCAUCGGUCUCGCCAGUCGCAUUUCUUCUGCUAUGGGGUCUGCUGCAGAGUAGGUGUGAGCAAUUAAAUUCAGAGAGCUAGAGAGUGGGGGAAGAGAGUGGGAAUGGGUAGAACACCUUGUUGUGACAAGAAGGGGCUGAAGAAAGGGCCUUGGACUCCUGAAGAAGAUGAAAAGCUCAUUGAUUUCAUCAAGAAGAAUGGGCAAGGCAGCUGGCGUUCUCUUCCCAAGCUUGCAGGACUUCUUCGCUGUGGGAAGAGUUGCCGUCUCCGAUGGACAAACUACCUCAGGCCAGACAUCAAAAGAGGUCCAUUCAGCUCUGAGGAAGAGAAGCUUGUGAUACAAUUACAUGGCAUUCUUGGCAACAGGUGGGCUGCAAUUGCCUCCCAGUUACCUGGAAGGACUGAUAACGAGAUUAAGAACUUGUGGAAUACCCAUCUGAAGAAGCGCCUGCUUUCAAUGGGCAUUGAUCCUCAGACUCACGAGCCCUCAUCUGAAUCUAUUGGGCCACAGAGGAGACUGCCUACAACCCCCUCUGCCCGUCACAUGGCACAAUGGGAAAGUGCUAGGCUUGAAGCUGAGGCUCGCCUUUCAAGAGAAUCAAAACUCUUGGUUCCAUCAACAAUUGGAGGUUCUGAAGCUGACUUUUUCCUACGCAUAUGGAAUUCGGAGAUAGGAGAAGCAUUUCGUAAGUUCAAGAAAGGAGUCAAAUUUGCUUGUCAAAGUCCGAUCUCCCAAGCAUCUUCAUCAACAAAAUAUGGGUCAGCUUCAGGAACCACCACCGAGAUGGACAUCACUCUAGCUGGUUCUGCAGAUGCGGGGGGCAACCCAAAUGAAGAUCCAGAGGGGAAGUGUAACAGAUCUUACACCGAUGAUCCCUUACAAGGGUCUGAAACAUCAUGUUCCGACGAGUUGGAAGAUUCAUCUGAAUCAGCUCUACAACUUCUAUUGGAUUUCCCUACCUAUAACGACAUGAGCUUCUUAGGACACACUGACACGUACAGCAUAUAUCCUGCGUUUUUGACCGAAAGCACUUUGAACUGCUCCUCUGCAGAACAUUAAAGUCCCUUGUCCAUCUAGAGAACCAGAUUGUCUAUAUUUUUGAGCUGGUUGUUUUUUGGUAGCUCCAGCUGUAGAAUUCUGGACAUUGACUUUAUAUUAUGUGCCCAAGAGUAUGCAUAUACUAGUUGAUGUUUGUAUAAGAAUGUAUCCAAAACAUCUAAUCUGGUCUGGUCUGGUCUAGUAUUGUACCUUAUUGCACUGCAAGUAUUGUUUUGGUAUAUGUUACUGAGUGUUGCAAAACUA